This is a messenger RNA of Hevea brasiliensis (rubber tree), 1335 nucleotides long. RefSeq lists its product as uncharacterized. Bases 1 to 1335 code for a protein of 444 amino acids. Gene Ontology annotation, molecular function: zinc ion binding; nucleic acid binding. The record is from RefSeq and is a predicted model, not a curated record. The transcript has 4 exons. NCBI's taxonomy places the organism in Eukaryota, Viridiplantae, Streptophyta, Magnoliopsida, Malpighiales, Euphorbiaceae.
AUGGUUCUAGGCAAUAAGGGCAUGGUAAUGAUGAUGAUGAAGAACCUAAAGUUGAAGAAGGAGUACAGUGAAGCAAAGAAGUGCAAACUUGCUGCCAUUGAGUUUGUUGAUUAUGCAAACUUAUGGUGGGAGAACGUAAAGGCUCAAAGAUGUAGGGAUGGGCUUGAUGAUGAGUUGUAUAUCAAACUCCAAAGUUUGCGCCAAGGUGAAAUAUGUGUGGAAGACUAUGUUAAAGAAUUUGAGAUGCUGAUGUUGAGAUGUGAUGUGAGGGAACCACAAGGACAAACCAUUGCCCAUUUUCUUGGUGGUUUGAAUUAUGAAAUUGCUAAUACUGUUGAAUUGCAACCAUAUGUGUUUUUGCAAGAUGUGAUCAAACUUGCCAUUAAGGUUGAAAGGCAAAAAAUGAAAGGUGGAUAUAAGGGCACUAUUACUAAAACAUUCAUAAAACCUUCUAACACUAGCACCCCACUUACUAGUGAUAAAGGUGGCAUAAAGAAGCAUGACAAAGGGGAGAGCUCUACCAAAGCACCAGUUAGCGUGAGCAAAGGCAAGGAGAAGGAAGUAGAUCCAGCCCCUCCCAAAAGAAGUAGAGACAUAAAAUGCUUCAAGUGCCUUGGCCAUGGACACAUUACUUUAGAAUGUCCCAACAAGAGAGUAAUGGUGAUGAAGGAAGCCCAAUGGGAGCUAGAGAGUGAAGAUGAGACUUAUGAGGAGGAAGAGAAUCAUAAAGCAUAUGGUGAUGAAGAAGUAGAGUAUGCUGAUGUUGGGGAGAUGUUAGUGGUCAGAAGAACCUUAAGUGCACAUGCAACAAAGGAGGAAGAGCAAAGAGAGAACAUCUUCCAUACUAGAUGCACUAUUCUCAACAAGGUGUGUAAUGUUAUUAUUGAUGGUGGUAAUUUUACUAAUGUUGCUUCUACUACCUUAGUUGAGAAACUUAAUCUGCCCAUCUUAGUGCAUCCUUAUCCUUAUAAAUUGCAAUGGCUUAAUGAUGAUGGUGAUGUUAAGGUGAAAAAGCAAGUAGUUGUUCCUUUCUCCAUAGCGUUACCAAACAGACCAGCCUACAGAAGCAAUCUCGAAGAGGCUAAGCAGUUGCAUAAGCAAGUCAUGGAGCUAUUGAAAAAGGGCUAUAUUCGUGAAUCCAUGAGCCCAUGUUCUGUUCUGGCUUUGUUGGUGCCCAAAAAGGAUGGUUCCAUGUGCAUGUGUGUUGAUAGUAGGGCCAUUAAUAAAAUCACGGUAAAGUAUCGCUAUCCCAUUCCUAGACAUGAUGAUAUGCUUAAUGAAUUACAUGAUGCUGUUAUCUUUUCAAAAGUUGAUUUGAAAAGUGGUUACCCUUAG